Molecule: messenger RNA, 4879 nt
Organism: Saimiri boliviensis boliviensis (Bolivian squirrel monkey)
Lineage: Eukaryota; Metazoa; Chordata; Mammalia; Primates; Cebidae
Source: RefSeq, a predicted model, not a curated record
CGGGCCAUCAUCUAAAUGGGAAUCAAGAGCUAAAGCUAUAGGCAUUGGCAGCUGUCUCCCGGCGUCGUCCGCGGAGCCUGACCCUGCGCCAGGAAGGAGGAGGCUGUGCCCAUAUAACUGUCCUGAAGUACUGCGGUGCCCCCCUCCCCCGCGGCUGGGAGGGCAGGCAGGACGAGGUGGGUUUUCCUCGCACGGUCUCUGGGCGUGGGCCCCCGCCGCAGCUCCGCUGAGCCUCGGUGUCUCCUGCAACAGGGGGCGGGGGGAGCCGCGGCGAGCAGCCCUGGGCUGCGGCUUCCUCCCCACGCCCGAGUCUCCUGCGCACCGCCGCCGAGAACGCGCCCCCGAGCCUGGUCCGCACGCCGCGGCGCGCCCGGGCUCCCCGCCGAUUUCAGAACAAUCAACCAUGACGACAGAGUCUGGAUCAGACUCGGAAUCCAAGCCGGACCAGGAGGCCGAGCCCCAGGAAGCGGUGGGAGCACAGGGGCACGCGGGAGCGCCCGGGCCGGAGCCGCCCACCGAGGAGCAGCAGCAGGCCCUGGAGCAGUUCGCGGCCGCUGCAGCGCACAGCACCCCGGUGCGGAGGGAGGUCACUGACAAGGAACAGGAAUCUGCUGUCAGAGCUGCAAAACAGCUCGAAUAUCAGCAAUUAGAAGACGAUAAACUUUCUCAGAAAUCAUCUAGCAGUAAACUCUCUCGGUCUCCAUUAAAGAUUGUCAAAAAGCCUAAAAGCAUGCAGUGCAAAGUGAUACUUCUAGAUGGCUCAGAGUAUACCUGUGAUGUAGAGAAACGCUCCAGAGGACAAGUGCUGUUUGAUAAAGUAUGUGAACACUUGAACUUGCUAGAGAAAGACUACUUUGGGCUUACGUAUCGAGAUGCUGAAAACCAGAAGAAUUGGUUGGACCCCGCUAAGGAAAUAAAAAAACAGGUUCGAAGUGGUGCUUGGCACUUUUCUUUUAAUGUGAAAUUCUAUCCACCAGACCCUGCCCAGCUAUCUGAAGAUAUCACCAGGUACUACCUCUGCUUGCAGUUGCGAGAUGACAUCGUGUCCGGAAGGCUGCCCUGCUCCUUCGUUACCCUGGCCUUGCUGGGGUCCUACACUGUCCAGUCAGAACUCGGAGACUAUGACCCAGACGAAUGUGGGAGCGAUUACAUUAGCGAGUUCCGCUUUGCACCAAACCACACAAAAGAACUGGAAGACAAAGUGAUCGAGCUGCACAAGAGCCACAGAGGGAUGACGCCAGCAGAAGCAGAGAUGCAUUUCUUGGAAAAUGCCAAAAAAUUGUCCAUGUAUGGGGUAGAUUUACAUCAUGCUAAGGACUCAGAAGGAGUAGAAAUUAUGUUAGGAGUUUGUGCAAGUGGUCUGUUGAUAUAUCGUGACCGGCUGCGAAUAAACAGAUUUGCCUGGCCCAAGGUUCUAAAGAUUUCAUAUAAACGGAACAACUUUUACAUAAAGAUCCGGCCAGGAGAGUUUGAACAAUUUGAAAGCACCAUUGGGUUUAAGCUGCCAAACCAUCGAGCUGCCAAGCGUUUAUGGAAAGUUUGUGUUGAGCAUCAUACAUUUUUCAGACUGUUGUUACCAGAAGCACCUCCCAAGAAAUUCCUAACCUUGGGUUCCAAGUUUCGUUAUAGUGGCAGGACACAAGCGCAAACGAGAAGAGCCAGUGCGUUGAUAGAUCGCCCAGCGCCUUACUUUGAACGCUCGUCCAGCAAACGUUAUACCAUGUCUCGCAGCUUGGAUGGAGCAUCAGUGAAUGAAAACCAUGAAAUAUACAUGAAGGAUUCUAUGUCUGCUGCAGAGGUUGGUACUGGCCAGUACGCCACAACAAAAGGCAUCUCUCAGACCAACUUGAUCACCACUGUGACUCCGGAGAAGAAGGCCGAGGAGGAGCGAGACGAGGAAGAGGAUAAACGGAGGAAGGGGGAAGAAGUCACGCCCGUCUCGGCCAUCCGGCACGAGGGAAAGUCACCUGGGCUUGGCACUGACUCAUGUCCCUUGUCACCCCCAUCUGCCCAUUGUGCCCCCACAUCUCCCACAGAUCUCCGUAGGAGGUGUAAGGAGAAUGACUGCAAACUGCCAGGUUAUGAGCCAUCCAGAGCGGAGCACAUGCCUGGAGAGCCCACUGUGGACUCUGAUGGCCCAGGGAAGCCUUAUCUAGGGGAUCAAGAUGUGGCCUUUAGCUACAGACAACAAACUGGCAAGGGGACCACCCUGUUCUCCUUCUCCUUGCAGCUCCCCGAGUCAUUCCCCUCCCUCCUAGACGAUGAUGGGUACCUCUCUUUCCCCAACCUUUCUGAAACCAACCUCCUGCCCCAGAGCUUGCAGCAUUACCUUCCGAUCCGCUCACCGUCCCUCGUGCCCUGUUUCCUCUUCAUCUUUUUCUUUCUGCUGUCUGCCUCCUUCUCAGUGCCAUACGCUCUCACUCUCUCCUUCCCUCUGGCUCUGUGCCUCUGCUACCUGGAGCCCAAGGCGGCCUCCUUGAGCGCCUCCCUAGACAAUGACCCGAGUGACAGUUCAGAGGAAGAGACUGACAGUGAGCGCACGGACACUGCAGCCGACGGGGAGACCACCGCUACUGAGAAUAGUCUGAUUAAACGAAUAAAGGGUGAAAAUGUGUAUGUCAAACAUAGUAAUCUUAUGUUAGAGGAGCUAGAAAAAACUCAAGAUGACCUGAUGAAACAUCAAACCAACAUUAGCGAGCUGAAAAGAACCUUCUUAGAAACCUCGACAGACACUGCCGUCAUGAAUGAAUGGGAGAAGAGGCUUUCCACCUCCCCCGUGCGACUGGCUGCUAGGCAGGAGGAUGCCCCCAUGAUCGAACCCCUUGUUCCUGAAGAGACUAAGCAGUCUUCUGGGGAAAAGCUCAUGGAUGGCUCUGAAAUCUUCAGUUUAUUAGAGUCUGCGCGAAAACCAACAGAAUUCAUAGGAGGGGUUACUUCUUCUCAAACCUGGGUUCAGAAAAUGGAAACCAAGACGGAAUCCAGUGGAAUCGAAACGGAACCCGCCUCGCACCACCGACCGCUUAGCACUGAGAAGGUGGUGCAGGAGACCGUGCUGGUGGAGGAGAGGCGUGUGCUGCACCCAAGUGGGGAUGCUUCUUACACCGCAGGAGACGGCGCGGAUGCCGCAGCACCGCCCACAUUCACCGGAGCUUCUAGCGUUAAAGGGAAGGAGGGCUCUGCCUUGACGGAGGCGGCUAAAGAGGAAGCAGGGGAGGAGGUCGCUAAAGCUGUGCUGGAGCAGCAAGAGACAACCGCUGCUUCCCGUGAGCCACAAGAGGAGCAGAGUGCAGCCAUCCACGUUUCAGAAACUUUGGAACAAAAGCCUCAUUUUGAGUCCUCAACGGUGAAGACAGAAACCAUCAGUUUUGGCAGUGUUUCACCAGGAGGAGUAAAGCUAGAAAUUUCUACCAAGGAAGUGCCAGUAGUUCACACCGAAACCAAAACCAUCACAUAUGAAUCAUCACAGGUUGAUCCUGGCACAGAUCUGGAGCCGGGUGUGCUGAUGAGCGCACAGACGAUCACAUCUGAAACCACCAGUACCACCACCACUACACACAUCACUAAAACUGUGAAAGGGGGCAUUUCAGAGACAAGAAUUGAGAAGCGAAUAGUCAUCACGGGAGAUGCAGACAUUGACCAUGACCAGGCGCUGGCUCAGGCAAUUAAAGAGGCCAAAGAGCAGCACCCUGACAUGUCAGUGACCAAAGUAGUGGUCCAUAAAGAGACAGAGAUCACACCAGAAGAUGGAGAGGAUUGACCAGAGGAAUAACUUAGCUUGCACAUGAAUGCAGUCAUGCAAACCAUUAGGAAAACCAGAGCCUAUAUGGAGUUCCCUCUUCUAACCCAACUGACUUGUAUCUGUCCGUGGAAAAUUUCAGUCCAGAAGAAUUGACCUUGACCAUUAAUAAAGACACUGGCAGAGAGAUCCUCCCAUAAUAAAGCAAUCUGAUUCAGCAUCACUAAACUGAUAAUGCAUGAAGCAACAAUAAAAUUACAAAUAGCAGCAUUUUUAAUUUUCACAAAAUGUCUCAGUUUUCAGCUAUACCUGCACGUUCAUAACCAACAAUAUAAACCGUGAUCUCAUGUAACACAUAAGCAAUUCAUGCCUUUCAUAGUUUAUUAUUAUUAAAGUCUGAACAAAAUUGCAAUUUCUUAGGUAACAGACCUUUUGUUUACAGUUAAACGAAGAUUACCCUCAAAUACUAGAAGCUGUCUAGGUCUAUCUGAUGUGUCAGAUUUUUCCCAGAUUAGAUGUGCCAGUAACCAAGUUUAUUUAGUAAACAACUUAUACUUGUUUCAUCCGGUUUUAUUAUUCUCACCCAUGAACAGUAAUGACUCUCUGACCCUCUGGAAAUAUUUAACGCUUACAAUCUUGCUUUGUGUAUCUCAUUUAAUUUGUUAUAAGGUAGUACUGAUUUUAGCAUAUUAAUGUGAUUUCUUCCUCAUUGUUUGUUUUGGUCUGUGUUCAAUCCAGAGAGCUUUUCAGAGUUCCCUAACCAGUCCUAAAUAUGUAAAUUGUCAUUAUUUUGGGAAGAAAAACCUGUAUUUUUGUUAGUUUACAAUAUUAUGAAAUUUCACUUCAGAGAACCUGUUGGGCUUCCUGUGGCUUUGUUUUCUUAGUUUCUUUUUCUGUGUAUUUUUUAAUUGAUUUUUCUUCUUUUACUUGAAAGUGUUUUAUUUUCAAAUCUGGUCCAUAUUUACAUUCUAGUUCAGAGCCAAGCCUUAAACUGUACAGAAUUUUCACUGUAAUUAAAACUAUUUAGUGUUAUAAAUAGUCUUCAAAAAGAGAGAUUCUCCAUUACACAGUCACCUGCAUCACAGCCCACGGUGAAUGUAUGUUUCUGCAUAGCAAAAUAAAAACGGCAAAUGCACUGAAAGC